This is a messenger RNA of Scylla paramamosain (green mud crab), 5148 nucleotides long. RefSeq names its product NADPH oxidase 5-like. Gene Ontology annotation, cellular component: plasma membrane; NADPH oxidase complex. The record is from RefSeq and is a predicted model, not a curated record. Gene Ontology annotation, biological process: superoxide anion generation; defense response. The transcript is spliced from 11 exons. The coding region runs from base 1512 to 3395 and encodes 627 amino acids. Gene Ontology annotation, molecular function: superoxide-generating NAD(P)H oxidase activity. NCBI's taxonomy places the organism in Eukaryota, Metazoa, Arthropoda, Malacostraca, Decapoda, Portunidae.
CUGCUGUUAUAUUUGUGCUCAGUGGAAGAGUUUAGAAGCUCCUCAUAAGAAGUAACGUGUGUCUUGUUAUUAGCAGCUGAUCCAGAGUUUGUAUUAACAAGGUCAUGUAAUACAAUGGAUGGAGAUUGAUUCAUUGAUUGAGUGGGGCAUAUGGUUCCGGGACAUUCAGUAGACUUGUGGCACAUUACACUGGUUUGGAUCCUGCUUCGUGGCUCCUGGUUCGUGGUGAGUGUCCCGUCACCUUACGAGCAAAUCAGGCAAGAUAGGCGGAGCACUAAACCUUUCAGGCAGCGAAGGGUUAGCGUGGAGCGGCAUCUUAGCAACAUUUCUACUUGUACCUCUUGUGUUUCUGAUAAUGUCAUUGCCACUGCAUUGCCUGGGCGCUGCAGGGCUUCAAGGGGUGUGCAGGGUCGUGGAAUGGGGGCACGAGUCGACCUUCACAGCACGUGUCGACAGUGAGGAAAAAAAAUUACAGUCGUUCGUUAUUAAUUCCUGGCGACAAAUAAUACAUAUGUUCAUGUCGAGUGUUUUCACGCCUACCAAUUACUGGAGUGUGACCUCGGCCUCCCACGUUUUCUCCCGUCAAGUGUGGAGAUUGACUGACGCAACGCCAAAAUUACAUGGUAUUAUCAUUAGAAAACGUAUAAAUUGUCUGGUAUUAAACUUUAAAAUAACUGGAAAGGUUUGCCCUCUCUUCCUGCCUCCGUUCAUCCGGCACCUUGGCCUCCAGCAGCCCUGUGUGGAGAGGCGAAGGCAGAGAAAUGGCCCACAUUGAUAAGUCCCUCCAGUACUUCGCGUCAGCCAGGCCAGUGGUAGAGUCGAGGCCAGAGAUCGAUUAUCAACUUGCCUACUGUCUAUGUGCUUUUUGUUUUCUUUCAUUCCUAGAGUCGAGUUUCUGACAAUACAAAACCUGCCAAUUGAUAGAUUCUUAGCAUAUCAGAGAACUUAAGAUUGAAGGAAACGCAAAACAUAGCAGAAAUGAGUGCAGAAGUUUAUUCCACUACUUCCGGCGACUGUAUCUCGCUCCCCUAAACCUGCCGCUGCAUGUCCCCAUAUUCUCUUUCUUUGUCUCUUACUCUUUCAGCCCCUUGCACGUCUUCACAGCCCAGCACACAGAUCCACUCCAAGGAAGACUCACUAUAGAGAAGAGUUAAACCUGAGCAUCACGUCAAUCAAUCUGCGUGACGUUCGAGUGUUCGCCUCACGUCCUCACAUUUGCAAGAUUGUUCAUGGCUACUUUACCUUGAAAGUCACCCUGGAACACACGCACUCACUCACGCAUCAGAAACACGGAAUCUUGGAGAAACUGAAGAAUACGCUUCUUGGACGUGGUGUUGGACGAGGAGCGGCCGGAACCGGAAUCCAUCACCACACAGAGCAGCCUGCGCCGCCGCCUGCUGUGGGCCCGCAACAACGCCCCCGCACUCGUCUUCACUGCCCUCUUCGUCGGGGUGAACGCCGCUGUCUUCCUGGCGAGAGCUUACCAGUACCGCCACACCAACAUCCUUGAAAUGGGCGCCCGAGCUUGUGGUCAGUGCCUCAACCUGGACUGCGCGUUGCUACUUCUCCUGAUCCUACGCAGGACAGUGACGCGCCUCAGAAGUUCCUGCGUGGGCCACAUGCUGCCCUGCGACCAGCAUGUCCACUUCCACAAGAUGGCGGGCUGGACCGUCUUCCUGCUCUCCAUCCUCCACACUCUGUUCCACAUCGCCAACUUUGUGACGCUGGGAGACGUGACGGGCAUCAGCCUCAACGAUUACAUGUGGGACACGGGGCUGGGCAUAGGCUGGGUGGCGGGCCUGGCCAACCCCACCGGCGCCGUGCUCAUGAUCCUCCUCACCAUCAUCGUCGCCUUCAGUCACCGCCUCGUCCGGAAAUCUGGCUACUUUGAGAUCUUCUAUUGGACGCACCUGCUGUCGCUUCCCUUUUGGGUGCUGCUGGUGCUGCACGGACCCAACUUCUGGAAGUGGCUCCUGCUGCCGGGCGUCGCCUUCCUGCUGGAGACCGGGCUAAGGGUGUCCCAGGUGUGCACUUCUCGCGGCCAGACCCACAUCCUUGGCGGCACCACGCUGCCCUCUCGGGUGGUCAAGCUGCUCAUCAGGCGACCCAAGAACUUCGACUUCCAGCCCGGGGAGUACGUGUACCUGAACGUACCCUCCUUGGCGCGGUACGAGUGGCACCCCUUCACCAUCUCCUCAGCCCCGGAGUUUGAAGAUUACUUCACGGUGCACGUCCGCUCCGUGGGGGAAUGGACCAGGCGGAUCUACGACAUGUUCAAAGAGGAGGAGAAGACGAAGGAGAAGGAGGAGAAGCCAGCCGUGCAGGAAGAGAAGGACAGCCCCGGCAUGUUCAACCUGGCAUAUUCUUCUGACGAGGACUUGAGGGAGGGCGCCACGCACACCGUCAUCCAGGUGGAGGAGCAGGACACAGGGUCGCAGAAGGGUGGCCGCUACAUCAAUAAUUUGUUGGAGUUCAACCGUAAGAUGAGCAUAUACUCCAGGCCCGCCGCCCUCCUCAACGUGGAGAUGCAGCGCAAGCCUUCAGUCUCGCCCGCUGCAAUGGAGUCGCGGUGCUCCGGCAGCUUCUUGACCCUGGAACGCAAAAAGUCUUGCAGUUUGUCGAACUUGGCGGCGCUCAAAGCAGACCUGGAAAGCUCAAGACGCGGUGACUCGGGCCAGUCCUCCCUCACGGGCAGCACCUCCAGUCUGGACUCUGUCGGCGAGAAUCUCUGCUCCACGCUGGCACGGACCCGCCAGCAUUGCUUCCCCAACCAGAACGCCGCCCAGAACCCGGACACGAUGGCUCACCAGCUGCAACUCCACUCCGCCAUCAAAAAGAAGAUUGAGGUGCACGUGGAUGGGCCCUAUGGCACGCCUUCCACCAGGAUCUUCACGGUCACGCACGCUGUCCUCAUCGGGGCGGGCAUCGGGGUCACGCCCUUCGCCUCCAUCCUGCAAAGUGUUAUGAUGAGGUAUCGUGCGGCCAAGGCUCCCUGCCCCUACUGCCAAGUGCCCAGCUGCCUCGCUCUGCCCACGACGCUAAGGAAACUCAGAAAGGUGGACUUCGUGUGGGUGAACCGCGACCUGGGCAGCUUCGAGUGGUUCCUGGAGAUGCUGGCGGCGCUGGAGGAGGAGCAGCGCGUGGUAGGGGCCGCCAUGGAGACCUUCCUGAACCUGCACCUGUACAAGACUGGCGUCAACCCCCUCAGCCCCUCCCUGCCCCUGGCCUCCUCCAUCAGAAGCGGCAGGCCAGACUGGGAUAAGGUGUUCAGCGGCAUCCGGGAGUCUCGCGUGGGUAAGGUAUGCGUGUUCUACUGUGGCCCGCCCUCCCUGGUGAGCGUGCUGCGCGACAAAUGCAUCAAAUAUAAGUUUGAAUUCAAGCGAGAAAUGUUCUGAGGAUAUUUCGUGAAUGGACCCAAGAUCUUAACUUAUUAUUAUAUUAUUAUUAUUAUUAUUAUUAUUAUUAUUAUUAUUAUUAUUAUUAUCAUGACUAGACCAAGUAGGUACAGAAUUAUUGGGACAGGGUUGGUAUGGCUACGUACUCCCUUUAUCCCUUGUGUAUGUGUGUGUGUGUGUGUGUGUGUGUGUGUGUGUGUGUGUGUGUGUGUGUGUGCGUGUGUGUGUGUGCACCUAGGCUCAAUGAGGGCUUCAAUGUCUAUUUAUUGAACACAAUCCAUGCUUUUUUUCUUUUUUCUUUUUUUUUAUUUCAUCCAGCACACUCACACAUACACGUUAUACAUGAUGAAGUGAAGUGUAUUUGUGUAUAUAUAUUAUAGUUUUUAAUGUAUUUGUAUUGCAUAGCAUACACCACCAUGUAUGUAUGUAUUACGAUAUUAAUGUUAAUGAUAUCCCAGUGCUUUCAUAUCUGUUUAAUUUCCUGGAGAGUCAUGACGCAGAUGAUCACAAGUAUUCCAUUAUAUUUUUGUGCCCUAAGCUGUGAUUCCUUGCUGUGUGACGGUGACUUGCUCAGCUCACAUCAUGGUUUGUCUCAUGCAUAUUUCACUAUACAUUUAUUUGUGUCGCCACAUAUAUUGUAACGUUAGUAUUGCCGCGCUCUGGUGUGACGAGUGCGGCCCACUCACGUGACAGGACCGCGCGAAGUAUUGAAGGCGAAUUGUCACUCUGUAUUGCAUUAUUCUAAGUCACGGUGAUGUUAGGAACUGAAUUAUUGUCAUCUGAAAUAUCUCUGUUAUUAUGUCAGCAGAUUUAUUUAGUAUUUCACUUUUUUUUUUAUUUAUUUAUUUAUCUAUUUUAUUCUUUUUUUUUAUCAUUAGGAAUUCAUCUUUUUUCUCUUCUUCUUCUUUCUCUAAAGGAAGCCGCUCUUUACUUCCUCGUAUGUAUUAGUUUGGAAAAGCGUAAUGCUGUGUUUGUAUGUAUUUAUUUAUGCUACGUGUUUCUUCUCCACACACACACUGUAGUACUGAACGGCAGCAGGUGUCGUGUCCCUGAGUAAGCAUCCUCUCAUUUGUACAUUGGACAUUCAUACACAUUUCCAGUUACCUGAAGGAGCAAUGUAAAAAUAUUCGCGAGGCACUCAACCGCAACACACCAGGAGGAAACACUUCGGUUCCUCUUCGGGGAAAAAAAAUUACAUUCAUUCGUCUAUCUACCUGAAACCAGUGCAUGAAAUCAUGUGUAGACUACAACCGUGACAGCACCUGUAGCCUGCUGCUGUCCUCCCGUCGCUGCCUCCUCCUGAGUCCCGGGCGGGCGGCGCAGGCAAGGUCCCGCCUCAGGAGACGCGCCAUUGUUCCUAUUGCACUGAGUUGGCGUCCCCGCUACCUCUUGUACCUCGCUGGCACACGCGACUAGCGGCCCCGCCAUCCUCCCUGACCACACCUCCGCUAGAUUAUCAUUUGAAGAGGUUUUAUAUAGAUUUGUGUUCUGAUUGAUAACUGUGUGUGUGUGUGUGUGUGUGUGUGUGUGUGUGUGCCGUACACGAACAUGGUCAGUGAUGUCACAUUCUAGAAGUGCCCGAAUUUCAACACAUUGCUGCUUUUACACAACUUAUUUAUCUACAUAUACAUGUUGUGUACAUGAUUCUUUUUUUUUUUUCUAUGCCGACACAGGAGUUUUGUUGCUAAUUUUAUUGCCUUACUUUCCUGCAAGUGUAGAGAGAGAGAGCUCUAGAAUAAAGAAAUAUUCUUUA